GGUGUACUACAAUCAAUCCCUCGAGUUGCCAUCUUGUCAUUGACAGCACCAUCUCAAGAACCCUCUUCCACUGCAGUUGUUUCGUUCAACUUCCUAGAGGCCCUGCGUGUCUCCCCGACGUCCUCUCCUCUCCUGACGUCGACGGUCAAAGGUGUCCUGAGUCCAUCUCCCUUUCCGUUCGGCGGCCUGCCACUUGUCCACUCCUUACGCCCACGCCGACACCACGGAUCAUGUCCAGACGGCCUGCUGCAGGCGCCGACCGAGCCGCACAAAAUGCACAAACUUUAAAGGCUCUGGUCAAACUCGAAGGCAAUAAAGUCUGCGCAGACUGUAAGCGUAACAAACAUCCACGAUGGGCGAGCUGGAACCUCGGUGUCUUUAUCUGCAUUCGAUGCUCAGGCAUCCACCGUGGCAUGGGUACCCAUAUCAGCAGAGUCAAAUCUGUCGACCUCGAUGCCUGGACUGACGAACAACUUCAAAGUGUGUUAAAAUGGGGCAAUACAAGAGCAAAUAAAUACUGGGAGGCCAAGCUUGCUCCAGGUCAUCAGCCAUCUGAGGCCAAAAUCGAAAACUUCAUCAGGACAAAGUAUGAUUCAAAGCGCUGGGUCAUGGAUGGCCCCAUGCCGGAUCCUUCUACGCUGGAUGUCGAUGGUGAUGACAACGUUCCCCUAUCUAUUGUGCAGGAAAAGGCCACGAUCGAGCGCUCUACGUCCCAAAGACAGCCCACAGUAGCAAGUUCCGCCUCGGGAGGCACUCAACCGCUGGCUCGCCCUGCUCCUGCGUCCAACGUGAAUCUGUUCGAUGAUUUCGGUCCAAGCCAGCCCCCUGUACGCCCAAAUACUGCCGACAUUGCCCAACCGAGACCGUCCCAAACGGCACCUCCUGCCCCCAAACCAGCAGCAAAACCGCAAGACUCCCUGCUUGGACUGGACUUUUUUGGCAAUGCUCCAUCUGGUCCCGCUCGACCGUCAAGUGCGGCGUCAAACCCUCUUGGAGCUACGAAUUCGCGAGGUGAUCUGAAGAGCUCUAUUCUAUCCUUGUAUGCGAGCGCACCUAAGCCUCAACCGGCCCCUCAACAGCAGCAUGCACGUGAGCCUUCCUUUGGCGGCGCACCAUCAGUUACAUCCAAACCUGAUGCCUUUGGAGGGCUGGCUGACGCAUUUGGUGGAUUGAGCUUCCCCAGCUCGGGCUCGGCUGCAAAAUCUCCCUCGCCACCACAGGCCUCUUCAUCGUCGGCUUUCUCUGGCUUCGGCAACUUCACCUCCUCCGUCCCUGCAAAAGCGACCCCUGUUGCUCCACAAAUCACAUCACCGCCGCCUCUCAGUGGGGGAGGAUUUUUCGACAGCAUCCCCUCCAAGCCUGCGACUCAAAAAACGAACCCGGCACCAUCGGGAAAUUCAAACGGCCUUGACUUUUCCUUUGCGACGACAGCAGCCGCACCCCCAGCAACCAAACCCACAUCUAAGUCAUCGUCGUCAAUGCCUGUGGACCUGUUUGCCAACGACGACUUUGGCGGCUUUGCAAGUUCCACUCCUGCCUCACCCCCAAAGCCAGCUGCUCCACCUGUGGUCUCGCCAUUAUCUAGUGGAAGUCACAUGACAUCUGCGUUCAAUCUUUCGUCCCAACCUACACCACAAGCAGCACCGAGUAAGCCCACAGCCGUACCUCAAACUUCAGCCCUAUUUGAUCCUUGGGGUUCCACUGGAAACGACAGUGCCGCUUGGGGCGCACCGGAUCCCGUGCCGGCCAAAGUAUCGAGUCCAACGAUUGAGCUCGGUCGGCCACCAGCGCGGAUCACUCCGAAUGAUGUAUCGGGCGGCUGGGGAGAACCAAUCUCGUCAGCUUCCAAAUCAAAGGCAACACAACCUACGGUCACAGCGGAUGAGGAUUUUGGAGGAUGGACCUCGGCAUCAACAACACAAACACCAAUCAGUGGGCCACCUAAAGGCAACGGAGGCUUUGGGGGGGCUAGUGAUCCAUUUGAUAAUCCAUGGGGUUAGAAAGACGUCGAGAAGAGGUGUUUUCAUGGUCUAUUUCGAGGGACCAUAGCAGCAGGAGAGACCAAUUUAGCCUGCAAUCUGACCUGCUCGGUGACCUUGACUUGGUGAAAAACAAGACGACCGACGAGGUAUGAUUCGAUAGACAAUAUGAUGAGCAUGAUACAACCUACGUCUACG
This is a messenger RNA of Exophiala mesophila, 2177 nucleotides long. RefSeq lists its product as uncharacterized. Lineage: Eukaryota; Fungi; Ascomycota; Eurotiomycetes; Chaetothyriales; Herpotrichiellaceae. The record is from RefSeq and is a predicted model, not a curated record. Gene Ontology annotation, molecular function: metal ion binding; GTPase activator activity. The transcript has a single exon. The coding region runs from base 231 to 2000 and encodes 589 amino acids. Gene Ontology annotation, biological process: endoplasmic reticulum to Golgi vesicle-mediated transport; endocytosis; intra-Golgi vesicle-mediated transport. Gene Ontology annotation, cellular component: Golgi apparatus.